AUUCAGGCGUUGUUUCACGUUCGUAGUGUAGAUUAAUUUUGUGCCGGUAUAAAAGUAUCUUUUAAAACAUUAUGUCUGUGAAUAAAACUGAAAAGAAUAUAAACAUGGAUGAAACGUUGGAGAAUAAUAUUUCAGAGAACAAACCGUCACUGACGCGGACAAUCAAGAUAAUCAGCAAAAAGUGUCCGAAACCUAAAAUAUGCUGCGAUUGUCUCACCCAAUACGCUCUGCAACAACUCAAAAAAAAGAAAUGUUGUUGCAAUAGCACACUGGACGAUGAUAGCUCCUGUUCCGAUAGCUUCGAUUCAUCAAGUGAUUCAUCCGAGUCAUCAUGUUGUAGUUCCACUGAUGAUGAAACCACAUGCUCUUGUAGCGAUUGUAACGACAGCGAUAGUAGUUAUGAUUCAGAAAAUAGCAGUUACACAACAUCCAGUUCGAGUGAUAGCGAAUCAGAAUCGAACUACCGUCGUUCCGUCGUCUACCCCAGCAAACGAUAAAACGCUUACCUGUAUUUCUAUCUAAAUGUACCCAUAUUUUUUUGAUUCAAUAAAGGUUUCUUCUCCCUUAAA
Nicrophorus vespilloides is the source of this 569-nucleotide messenger RNA. RefSeq names its product zinc finger CCHC domain-containing protein 10-like. Bases 72 to 497 code for a protein of 141 amino acids. NCBI's taxonomy places the organism in Eukaryota, Metazoa, Arthropoda, Insecta, Coleoptera, Silphidae. The record is from RefSeq and is a predicted model, not a curated record. The transcript is spliced from 2 exons.